Messenger RNA from Lutzomyia longipalpis, 1605 nucleotides. It is a transcript of the gene gammaTub23C, whose product is annotated as tubulin gamma-1 chain. The record is from RefSeq and is a predicted model, not a curated record. Gene Ontology annotation, biological process: meiotic spindle organization; mitotic cell cycle; microtubule nucleation. The transcript is spliced from 5 exons. Bases 127 to 1491 code for a protein of 454 amino acids. Lineage: Eukaryota; Metazoa; Arthropoda; Insecta; Diptera; Psychodidae. Gene Ontology annotation, cellular component: cytoplasm; centrosome; gamma-tubulin complex. Gene Ontology annotation, molecular function: structural constituent of cytoskeleton; GTP binding.
GAACGAUGUGAUUAUGUUUUGGUUUUUUUCAAAAAAAAUUUCAAAGGCGCCGAAAAUUUGUGGUGCAGUAAAAAUUUAGUUUUCUUGCUGUUUUUGCGCAAUUUUUGAGUGAAAUUCGUUUGCAAAAUGCCGAGGGAAAUGAUAACGCUUCAAUUGGGCCAGUGUGGCAACCAAAUUGGCUUUGAGUUCUGGAAGAGGCUCUGCAUGGAGCACGGAAUCUCACCGAGUGGUGUUUUGGAGCACAAUGCCGAUGAAGGUGGUGACAGGAAGGAUGUAUUUUUCUACCAGGCAGAUGAUGAACACUACAUCCCUCGGGCAGUUCUCUUGGAUCUGGAGCCGAGGGUUAUUAAUACCAUCAUGACAUCACCGUAUGCAAAGCUCUAUAAUCCAGAAAAUGUUUACCUGUCCAAGGAUGGGGGUGGCGCCGGGAACAAUUGGGCUUCAGGGUAUGGGCAGGGUGAGAAACUACAAGAGGAGGUGUUCGACAUAAUUGAUCGGGAAGCUGACAAUAGCGACACCUUGGAAGGUUUUGUGCUGUGCCAUUCUAUUGCCGGUGGCACAGGCUCGGGGAUGGGAUCGUACAUCAUGGAGCGCCUCUCAGAUCAUUUUCCCAAGAAGAUUGUCCAAACGUACAGUGUAUUUCCAAAUCAGGAUGAGAUUAGUGAUGUCGUGGUGCAGCCUUAUAAUUCCCUUCUCACCCUGAGACGUCUCACGAGCUGCGCUGAUUGUGUUGUAGUACUGGAUAAUACUGCACUCAAUCGUAUUGCCUCAGAUCGUUUGCAUCUAGAGAACCCUACCUUUACCCAAAUCAACACACUUGUCUCCACAAUUAUGUCUGUUAGCACUACAACCCUUCGGUAUCCAUCGUAUAUGAACAAUAACCUUAUUGGUCUCAUUGCACCCCUCAUUCCUACUCCGCAGCUGCACUUCCUCAUGACAGGCUAUACACCCCUUACAACUGAUCAGGACCAAACCGUGAAUAUCCAGAAGACAACAGUUCUGGAUGUAAUGCGUCGGCUGCUGCAGCCAAAGAACAUGAUGGUUUCAACUGGACCAGAUAAGACCAAUCAUCAUGUCUACAUUUCGAUUCUUAACAUCAUCCAGGGUGAGGUAGAUCCCACCCAAGUCCACAAAUCCCUGCAGCGGAUUCGUGAAAAGAAGCUGGCGCAAUUCAUCCCAUGGGGACCAGCUAGUAUUCAGGUGGCACUCUCUAAAAGUAGCCCCUACGUGCAGAACAGUCACCGAGUGUCUGGUCUUAUGCUUGCCAAUCACACCAGUAUAUCAUCGUUGUUUGAACGUGCCCUUAGCCAAUAUGAUAAACUACGGAAGCGUGGCGCCUUUUUGGAUCAAUUCCGUAAGGAGGAUAUGUUCAAGGAUGAUCUUUCUGAACUUGAUGAAUCUCGGGAUGUUGUUGACUCCCUUGUGCAAGAAUACGAUGCAGCCACAAAAUCUGACUAUCUGCAGUGGCAAGCUCGCAGAAUUGCAGCAUAAUCAUCCUGGAGAAUCUCUCUAACACACACGUCACAUUUGUUCUCUUUUACUCCCCACAAAUUUUCCUAUCAACAUGCAUUUAUUUUUGCCAUAAAUAUACUUGUGUUCAUCAAA